AUGGCCAAAGGCAAUUAUUCAGCAGUGUCUGAGUUCAUCCUCUUAGGACUCACAGAUAACCCAGAGCUUCAAGCCAUUCUCUUCGGUGUCUUCCUUGUUAUCUAUUUAGUUACCAUCAUGGGUAAUCUAGGUUUGAUUGUCCUAAUCCAAAUCAGUCCUCAGCUUCACACACCCAUGUAUUUUUUCCUCUGCCAUCUGGCUUUUAGUGAUUUUUAUGGCACCUCCUCUGUUACCCCAAACACCUUGCUGAACAUUUUGCGUGAAAUCAAAACCAUAUCAUAUUAUGCAUGUGCCACUCAGGUGUGUUGCUUCAUCAUGUUUUCAGUUUGGGAGUUAUUACUACUUUCCAUCAUGGCAUAUGAUCGAUACAUGGCCAUCUGCAACCCCUUACUCUAUGUAGUUCUCAUGCCUAGGAAACUCUGUAUUCAAAUGGUCACUAGCACAUAUAUUUAUGGAGUUUCUGUGGGCGUUGUGCAGGCAGUGGCUACAUUCCACAUGUCUUUCUGUGAUGACAAUGUGGUCAAUCAGUUCUACUGUGAUGAUGUCCCCUUGAUUGCUCUGGCCUGUUCUGAUACACAUGUGAAAGAGCUGAUGUUGUUAAGUAUUGCUGGAUUCAACCUGCUUUGUUCUCUCUUCAUUGUUCUCAUGUCCUAUGUCUGCAUUCUCUUUGCCAUUCUGAGGAUCCACUCUACUGAAGGAAAAAAGAAAGCCACUUCUACUUGUGCUUCUCACUUAUUUUCUCUUACUCUCUACUAUGGGACCUUGAUCUUUAUGUACCUACAGCCCAAGUCAAGCCAUUCACUGGACAAAGACAAAUUUGCUUCAGUCUUCUAUGUAAUGGUGAUUCCUGUGCUAAACCCACUGAUCUACAGUUUAAGAAAUCAGGAGGUAAAAAAUGCUCUUAAAAGACUUGUUUAA
Molecule: messenger RNA, 918 nt
Organism: Orycteropus afer afer
Lineage: Eukaryota; Metazoa; Chordata; Mammalia; Tubulidentata; Orycteropodidae
Product: olfactory receptor 5AL1-like
Exons: 1
Coding region: 1-918 (305 amino acids)
Biological process (GO): G protein-coupled receptor signaling pathway; sensory perception of smell
Cellular component (GO): membrane
Molecular function (GO): G protein-coupled receptor activity; olfactory receptor activity; odorant binding
Source: RefSeq, a predicted model, not a curated record